AUGGCAAGAACCCACUUAAUAUCUCUUCUAGUACUAGUGCUCUCAUCAACAUUGACAUCAUCAUCAUCAAAAGAGCAAGAAGAGGACAGGAUCAAAUCACUUCCAGGGCAACCAAAAGUAGGAUUCUCACAGUUUUCGGGUUAUGUGACAGUAAACGAAUCACAUGGUCGAUCACUCUUCUACUGGCUCACUGAGUCAUCUUCUCAUUCUCCUCACACCAAACCACUUCUUCUUUGGCUCAAUGGAGGUUUGAUUCUUUUGCCUCCCCACUUCCCCUUAGGACCUGGCUGCUCGUCGAUUGCUUAUGGAGCUUCGGAGGAAAUUGGACCAUUUCGGAUCACAAAAACUGGUUGCAGUCUUUAUCUCAAUAACUUUUCUUGGAACACAGAGGCAAAUCUUUUAUUUCUGGAAUCGCCUGUUGGAGUUGGAUUUUCAUACACCAAUACAAGCUCUGAUUUCGAUGAACUUGGAGACGAACGUACAGCUCAGGAAAAUUUGAUAUUUCUUAUUAAUUGGAUGUCAAGGUUUCCUCAGUACCAAUACAGAGAUUUCUACAUUGUUGGUGAAAGCUACGCCGGGCAUUAUGUUCCUCAGCUAGCCAAAGAGAUUCAAGAGUACAACAACGCCUACGAAAGACCAAUCAUCAAUCUCAAAGGUUUCAUGGUUGGAAACCCCGAGAUGGACAAAUACAGCGAUAAACUCGGGACCAUAACGUAUUGGUGGUCUCACGCGAUGAUCUCCGAUACUUCCUACAAUUCAAUCCUCGAAAACUGCGAUUUCGCGGGAGAGAAAUUCUCGAAAGAAUGCGAUUCGGCCAUUUACAACUCUGCAGCCGACUUUGGCGAAAUCGAUCAGUACAGCAUAUAUACACCCAAAUGUGUACCACAACAACAACAACCUAACCACACCAAGGUUACGGAGUUGAUGAAAAUGCACAUAACUAAACGGUUCUUAGUAGAUCAGUAUGACCCUUGUACCGAAAACUACGCCGAGAUAUAUUAUAACCGUCCUGACGUACAACGAGCCUUGCACGCUAACCACACUGCCAUACCAUAUAAGUGGACCGCGUGCAGUGACACUGUGUUUAAUAACUGGAAUUGGAGAGAUUCGGACAAUUCAAUGUUGCCUAUAUACAAGGAACUCAUUGCUGCUGGUCUAAAGAUUUGGGUCUUCAGUGGUGAUACAGAUUCGGUGGUUCCAGUGACAGCGACUCGGUUUUCUCUCAGCAAACUAAAUCUUCCGGUGAAAACUCGAUGGUACCCUUGGUACUCUGGUAAUCAGGUAGGAGGACGUACAGAAGUAUACGAGGGGCUUACAUUUGUGACGGUAAGAGGGGCGGGACACGAAGUACCAUUCUUCCAACCGCGGAGUGCGUUAGUUCUUUUAAGAUCAUUCUUGGCUGGAAUAGAGCUUCCAAGAUCUUAUUAG
Molecule: messenger RNA, 1428 nt
Organism: Capsella rubella
Lineage: Eukaryota; Viridiplantae; Streptophyta; Magnoliopsida; Brassicales; Brassicaceae
Product: serine carboxypeptidase-like 22
Exons: 8
Coding region: 1-1428 (475 amino acids)
Biological process (GO): proteolysis; brassinosteroid mediated signaling pathway
Molecular function (GO): serine-type carboxypeptidase activity
Source: RefSeq, a predicted model, not a curated record